CCUACCAGUGCGUGAUGAGCAGCAGCGUGACAGCAGAGGGAGGAGCGUGUCCUGCCGUCCUCAUGGAGUCCCAGCGAGGAUCCUCCGUCCACUUCACCUCUGUUACAUUCCUCAUCUUACACCGGCUGGGAUCAGUUUCCUGAGCUGAGUAACAGAGUUGAGAGCCGCCGCCUGCUCGCACACACGCUGACACGAUGGCAAAGUUCCUGACACAGGAUCAGAUUAAUGAGUUUAAGGAGUGUUUCUCUCUGUACGACCGCCAGCGUAAAGGGAAGAUUGAAGCCAAGGAGCUGAUCACAGUGAUGCGAUGCCUCGGGUCAAGCCCCACCCCCUCUGAGGUCCAACGACACCUGCUGAGCCACAACAUAGAUUGGGCCGGAGAGCUGGACUUCUCCACCCUCCUGAGCAUCAUGCACCGGCAGCUCCAGCAGGAAGCGCCGGAGGAGGAGAUCCUGGAGGCUAUGAGGAUGGCUGACAAGGAGCAGAAAGGCUUCAUCCUCGCCUCCGAGCUGAGAGCCAAACUCACCGGGCUGGGAGAGAAACUGACGGAUCGAGAGGUGGACGAGCUGCUGAAGGAGGCGGGUGUUGGAGCUGAUGGGCGGGUCCACUGUGAGCAGUUUGCUAAAGCAGUGACACGCUGGACUGAGAAGCACUGAUGUCACUGACGCCAUCAUCGCUGCCGCUUAACACAUGAACUGACCCAGCUGACCAUUACAGUUUGUGUUAUAUCUGAUAAUGUUUGUACCUCAAAAACAGGGUCUUAAUUAGAUAGUGGAGGUCAUGAUGUCACCUGCUGCGUUCCAGUCAACAUCAGGUCGUCAUUUUCAAGCUGAAAUUUUCUACUUCUGACCUCCAAGCGUUCAAAGUGCAUAACGUCAAAAUUGAACAAAUUCUGAAGAGGAGAUGAAGUGACAUCGUGAGCUUACAGACAGCUGGACCCUCAGCAGUGCAUUAUAAUAGAAAUGGAGGAGGAUAAACAGCACGAGAGGUCACUUGUUUUAUUUAUGUUUUAACAUUUCUAAAUGUUCCAUACAGACAGAUGAAGCUGCCUCGAGUUGUGUUCCAUGGUUGAAACACAGCAUCCGUCAGUCUGUCAUUCAGCUCCUGUGUCACCGGUCAUCCUGAGAAAAAUGAAACGUGUUCCUGUGCUUCAUUUUGUGUGUUCUCAGACAAACUGACUGCAGCAGUCGAUACAAGACAUUAAAAUGAUUUUGAAGUUGAAUGAUCUCUGAGCUCAAAGCGGCGCGAACAUGAACAUGUGUCUCAUCUUUCUUUAGCUUGUUUAUUUGUGUGUAUUGAGUUUUGCACUAAAAUCCAACUCAACAGACUUGUUUCUACCUGCGCAGGUGUUUUCACUCAUUCUGCCCGAUUAAAUGAUCCUUUCUUUGGAACAUUUACACGCAACACAUGUUCAAAAGUGUGUUUUUCAGCUCUGAUGUUAUA
Molecule: messenger RNA, 1443 nt
Organism: Acanthopagrus latus (yellowfin seabream)
Lineage: Eukaryota; Metazoa; Chordata; Actinopteri; Spariformes; Sparidae
Gene: calml4b
Product: calmodulin-like 4b
Exons: 5
Coding region: 195-656 (153 amino acids)
Cellular component (GO): myosin II complex
Molecular function (GO): calcium ion binding
Source: RefSeq, a predicted model, not a curated record